GCAAAUAUUGUUCAAACGGCGCCACCAACUGCACAAGCUUAUGCGGCUCUUGAGUUGCCAAACUCUAUACAGUGUAGUGGCAGAGCUCUGUGACGAAUCACUUUUCCGGUGUCGAGGCGAUAUCGGAGAACAAUCGGAUAAUUCUAGCAGAUAUUCUCCGGUAAUCAGCGAUGGUAUUGCAGAGAUAUCUCUUGAAGCGAAGCUAUGAAGCGGAAGAGAAGCUUCGACCUUUGUUAUUACGUAGCUUUUCUUCAGCAUCUGCUCCUACGCUUCCUCCCUUCGUUCAUGAACCGAAGCCUUACAAAGGACCUCUGGCAGACGAAGUUCUCCAGAAACGAAAAAAGUAUCUUGGUCCUUCUCUGUUCUAUUACUAUCAGAAGCCCCUGAAUAUUGUCGAGGGCAAAAUGCAGUAUUUAUUUGAUGAGAAUGGCAAGCGUUAUCUUGAUGCAUUUGCUGGAAUAGUCACGGUGUCUUGUGGACAUUGCCACCCAGAAAUUGUGAAUGCUGUAGUGGAGCAAAGCAAGCUUCUCCAGCAUGCUACAACCAUUUACUUGCACCAUGCAAUAGCUGAUUUUGCAGAGGCAUUAGCAUCGAAAAUGCCUGGAAACCUAAAGGUUGUAUAUUUUGUCAAUUCCGGAACUGAGGCAAAUGAAUUAGCAAUGUUGAUGGCUCGGCUAUAUAGUGGUAAUCUUGGUAUGAUUGCUCUGAGAAAUGCAUAUCAUGGUGGAAGUGCUGGGACAAUUGGUCUGACGGCCUUAAACACUUGGAAGUACUCAAUUCCGCAGGGUGAAAUUCAUCAUGUUAUGAAUCCGGAUCCAUAUCAUGGGGUCUUUGGCUCUGAUGCCAGUUCUUAUGCCAAAGAUGUACAAGAUCACAUCGACUUUGGUUCUUCAGGAAAAGUUGCUGGUUUUAUUGCAGAAACCAUUCAGGGAGUUGGAGGAGCAGUUGAAUUGGCACCUGGAUACUUGAAACGAGUUUAUGAUAUUGUACAUAAGGCAGGUGGUGUCUGCAUUGCUGAUGAAGUACAAACGGGGUUUGGCCGUACAGGAAGCCACUACUGGGGUUUUGAAACACAAGGGGUUGUUCCUGAUAUAGUUACUAUGGCAAAGGGCAUUGGCAAUGGCUUACCAUUGGGAGCUGUUGUGACAACUCAAGAAAUCGCAAAUGUUUUGGCUGAAAAGAUUCAGUUCAACACUUUUGGUGGGAACCCUGUAUGUUCUUCUGGUGGACUUGCAGUACUUCGGGUUCUUGACAAGGAGAAGCGGCAAGCCCAUUGUGCAGAUGUUGGAUCUCAUUUAAUUGAGCGUUUCAGAGCUCUUCAGCAAAAAUAUGAUAUCAUUGGAGAUGUGAGAGGCAGAGGCUUAAUGAUUGGAGUAGAACUUGUCACUGACAGGAAAGAGAAGACACCUGCAAAGGCAGAAACUGCUGUUUUGUUUGAGAAGCUGAGAGAGCUCGGGGUGCUAGUUGGAAAGGGAGGUCUCCAUGGAAAUGUAUUCAGAAUAAAACCACCCAUGUGCUUCACAAAAGAUGAUGCAGAUUUCCUUGCGGACGCACUGGACUAUGCCAUGUCAAAGUUAUGAUGAUUCCAUAGUCGAUAACAAUAACAACAACUCAACCUAAUCCACCAACUCAAUGGGGAUGAUUCCAUAGUCCUUGGCAUAAAAUUCAAUUAUCACAGAAAAAAAGUUGAUUUGUUGGUACUCUAAUUUCAAGAAAUGAAAAUGGUUGCUUUCCUUUUGUUCCUUGUACAUGAACAUAAACAAGAGGAAUUUUUUACUUUUGAGUGGAUGCAUGGACUUAGGAUGGUUCAGCCGUUGAAUUCAUGGCGGGUUUGUUUUGCUA
This is a messenger RNA of Macadamia integrifolia, 1842 nucleotides long. RefSeq names its product alanine--glyoxylate aminotransferase 2 homolog 1, mitochondrial-like. Gene Ontology annotation, molecular function: L-alanine:glyoxylate transaminase activity; pyridoxal phosphate binding. Gene Ontology annotation, cellular component: mitochondrion. The transcript has 9 exons. The record is from RefSeq and is a predicted model, not a curated record. Gene Ontology annotation, biological process: glyoxylate catabolic process. The coding region runs from base 171 to 1580 and encodes 469 amino acids. NCBI's taxonomy places the organism in Eukaryota, Viridiplantae, Streptophyta, Magnoliopsida, Proteales, Proteaceae.